Molecule: messenger RNA, 1738 nt
Organism: Arabidopsis thaliana (thale cress)
Lineage: Eukaryota; Viridiplantae; Streptophyta; Magnoliopsida; Brassicales; Brassicaceae
Product: agamous-like MADS-box protein
Exons: 11
Coding region: 564-1433 (289 amino acids)
Source: RefSeq, marked reviewed
GUUUUUUUUUCCAGUUUUCUGAAAAGUAAAUUAUUUGAAAUCCCGCUCUGAAUUAUUACAAUGGCGCCAAAGAGAGCAUCGCCGAUGCAGUCUUCUCUGUACUCUAUCGGUGAUUACGAGGUUGCAGUGGAUGGUAAGAAUUUCACCUGUGAAUCCGGACCCAAAAGCAUUCAAAUCAAAUUUCCCAGAAACUACACAGUCAAAAUCUCAGGUUCGUCUAGAAUUUGGGUUCUUGCGGUUCUGUUUUUUUUCCACUCUAAUUUGGUUGUUAGUCAUUUUGGGCUCUAUGAUUUGAUUAUCUAAUUCAAUUUCAUCUAUUGAUGUUAUGCGGCUACUAGCAAAAUGUGUAACAAACUCAAUGUCCAUAAUUUUUCUUUUUGUGGUCAAACAACUCAAUUUCCCUAAAUUACUUUAGGAAAUUUUCCAUAAUAUUGGACCAAAAAAACUCCGUCUGUACUUUUUUUUUUUUUUUGGCAAAAAACUCCGUCUAUACAUGUAACAACAAUCCUCGCAAUUUCCAAAGUGGAAAAAAAGAAAAAUUGGGUUUCGGUCGAUCCGAUUCGAUGGGGAGAGAGGGCGAUCAGAUGAAGAGGAAGCGAAGAGAUCUAACGAACAAGACGAGAGGGCCCUGCAAUUUCUGCGAAUUCUCCAGCAGCAGAUAUGGAUGCAGCUCUGAAGAUAAGCUGCAGGAGCAAGACAAUGAAGCAGUGCUGCGGAAAGAAGUCGAGAGAUUACGGCUUUUGAUCAAGAGAAUGACUGGGAAGGAAGAUAUUGUCAGCUUCACCGAGCUGCUAGCUCUUCAAAGUCACCUUAUGGAUGUCCGAUCCAUUGUGCUGGAGCAAAAGAAGGAGGUAGAGCUGGAAGAAGCUGAAAGGCCGCACAAACAGAAGAAGGAAGCAGAGCAUGAUGCUGACGGUAUGAGGAGAGGGGUUUUGGUUCCUUGCAAAUUCUCUGCCAGCAGCUUGGGAGAAAGACAGGAAGAUCCAAAUGGUGAAGCACCACUGCUGCAAAUGCAGAGGGAAUUCGAGCAACGCAGCUCUGAAUCCUUGCAGAGCGAGUUCGACAAAUUAUGGCUUUUUAACGAGAGAAUGAAUGGUAGAGAGCUCGAGGGUAUGACUUCCUUCGACCUGUCCAUACUUCACAUUCAGAUAUUACGAGCUCUACGGGCUUUGAUUGACCAAAAGUUGGGACCAAGACAAGAACAUAGGGCAUGGCAGCGCGGAGAGCUUGUUUGCCACACCGACAAGGAAUCAGUCUCUGGGUUAGCUGAGCCCGGGAGAUGUUCGUCGGAUAAUGACAAGGAUGCUGACUCUUCCUUGCAAUGUAGACUUCUUCUCGUUUCAAGAAAGCUCAGAAGAUUCCAUAAUUCUUAUCAGCGGAAGAGCAUGCCGGAGACCAGGUCGGUCUGCCAGAGUCGAGUGACUUCCGAUUGACCUUAUCUGCCCUGGUUGCUGCUUUCUCUGUUUCUAUGUUGACAUAUCAACUUGCCACUUUAUUUGUCUUAGUCUUGAAGUCUACGCAUCUUGGAUUGUAAACUUAGAAAUACCAAUUAGAGUUUAAUUUAUUACCAAGGUAAGAUGUUGUUUUAAGACUCGAGGGGUUUCAUAUCUCACCAUGUUAGGACUUGUGGGUUUCAUAGAGCAUCAAUGAGCUUCUUUUAUUUGUAAGAGAUUCUCUAACACAUGACGAUCGAUUACUCUAUAAACUAGAUAAAUUAAUCCGUAUGUUAUUCUAGUUA